AUGGCGCCAAUCCGCCGCUACCUGCGCAUCAGCCGCCACUCAGUACUCGAGUGCCGCAUUUUCCUCGAGAACCACGCAGAUCGCGAUCGCUGGCUGUUGAAUCCACAAGAUCCGGCGCUGAAUCGUAUUUUCGAGGCGGUGAAGCCGUAUGUGCUUCCCAAGCUGCGGGAAGAGAAUGAGAGAGUCAAGAGCAAGGGCAAGAAAAAGAAGAGCAUAAAAGAUGUCAUUGUUAAAGACGAUUUCCAAGUGGCAGUCUUCCUGACGGAAGCGACCACUCGGCACGCUCUUAUGAUUAAGAAUAAGACCUUCGAGGACCGUGAGCCGAUCAAGAGCAACAGCAGCAAGAUGCUAGAUGCUGAUCGAGCACCCGUUACAAUUGCCGACGAAAGUGACGAUGAUGACGGACGAUUGGCUGAUAUCCCUAUGGCGACGAAUGACUCCGACAACGAAGAGUCUGUCCCCUCAGCUGCUUCGGCGGUUGCACGCGAUGAUAAGAAGAAGCUAGCAUUUACCACCACCUACGAUGGCUUCAACAUCUGGGGUUUUGUCCUGGUUCUCAUGGUAGAGCGAAAAGGCGGUCCUGGGAAGAAGACCUCCAGCAAGGGCGAGGCGCAUGGGCAAGCAUUGAUGGAAGAAUGGAUUGCUACACAGCGGGAACAGCUGGAGGACUGA
Messenger RNA from Cyphellophora attinorum, 672 nucleotides. RefSeq lists its product as uncharacterized. NCBI's taxonomy places the organism in Eukaryota, Fungi, Ascomycota, Eurotiomycetes, Chaetothyriales, Cyphellophoraceae. The coding region runs from base 1 to 672 and encodes 223 amino acids. The transcript has a single exon. The record is from RefSeq and is a predicted model, not a curated record.